AUGGACUCUGAUACAAUAAAACCCAAAUUAAUAAUUUUUAACGAUGAUGAUAAUGACAAAGAAAAUGAUAUAAGUAAUGAUAUAAUAUCAUUCCCUCAACUUCCCAUAAUUAAAGAUGUAACUUUAGAUGAAACGAUAGGACAAGGUGCAUUUGGUUGUGUGGCAAGUGCUCACUCUACAAAAAGACCAUCGAUAAUGUUUGCUAUAAAAUUUAUUCAUUUACCUACCAUUGAGACUCAAGGUUUACAAAAGAGUGAUACGUUCAACGAAAUUAAAUUACAUAUGAAAUGUUCCAAACAUCCAAACAUCUUGCAACUGAUAGAUUGCCGGAUGGAAGAUCAAUUCGUUUGUAUUUUUUUGGAAUUGGCUAGUGGUGGUGAUCUUUUCGAUAAAAUUGAACCAGAUGUUGGUGUAGAUACAGAAAUUGCACAAUUUUAUUUUAAACAAUUGGUAAAUGCCAUUUUCUAUUUACAUGAUGAAUGUGGAAUCGCACAUAGAGAUAUCAAACCUGAAAAUAUCUUAUUAGAUAAAGAUGGGAAUUUGAAAUUGGCAGAUUUUGGAUUGGCUUCAAGAUUUAGAAGAAAGGACGGUACAAAGAAAGUCUCAAAGGAUAAGAGAGGUUCGUACCCAUAUAUGGCUCCUGAGAUUUUAAGUUCAGAUCUACCUUUAUAUUAUGCAGACGUUACAGAUGUGUGGUCCAUUGGGAUACUCGUAUUUGUUCUAUUGACAGGGGAAAUUCCCUGGGAAAUACCUACAAGAGAAGAUAAUAAUUUUGUCAAUUUUAUUAGGAAUAAAGGUAAUUUAAACUUAGGACCAUGGGCUAAAAUUGAAUUUAGUCAUUUAAAUUUGUUAAGAAAACUUUUACAACCACUACCUGAACAAAGAGUUACGAUUAAUCAAUUGAAAUUACAUCCUUGGUAUAAUAAAAAAAUUAUUUUUGCAAAUUCUUUAGGAUUAUGUAAUAAUCCAGGUUUAUUGGCUCAAAAAUUAUAUUCGAAUCUAAAAGUUUCUUUAACUGAUGAGAGUUAUGAUUUAUUUACACAAAAUGUACCCAAUCAUGAUAAUAAUAAUGUGUCAAACUUUGCUUCUACUCAACCAUUAAAUACAGAUAUGGUUAAUAUAAAACAUGAUUCCCUCACAGAAGAUAAUAUCUUACCAAAUACUCAAAUUACUGCAUUUUCACAGUACAUUCCAAGAACAAGCAUAUUUAGUAUGGAUUCUCAAUUGGCCACUAAUGAUGACGAUGAUCGAAUUACUAAAUUGGAAAAAUGGAAGAAUUAUAUAAAUCAAGAUAUUGCGAUGUUACAAUUUAAUCCACAUUCGAACAUGGAACGAUAUAGAAGCUCUAAGUUUAAUCCAAUUAAAUUAGACAAAUUUUAUAGUAUUGUUGACAUGUAUUUACUUGUCUCUACAUUGCAAAAAGCUUUUAACGUUAGAAAUAUUGUUACUAAAUCAAAUAUCGUAGAUACAUUUGCAACUUUAGUAGAUGAGUAUGGUAUGGAUAAUGUUUUCCCUCUAAAUAUUACUAUUAAGACUAAAGAUAGAAUGAAGAGUAAAUUGUGUGGGUCUAUUAAUAUAACUCAGAUAGAUAGUGAUUUGAAAUGUUUAAAUUUUCAAAGAAAAUCUGGUGAUCCUUUAGAGUGGAGAAGAUUAUUCAAAGAUAUUACAUUAUACUGUAGAGAUCUGAUUUUUAUGCCAAAUAAUGACUAA
Molecule: messenger RNA, 1710 nt
Organism: Maudiozyma barnettii
Lineage: Eukaryota; Fungi; Ascomycota; Saccharomycetes; Saccharomycetales; Saccharomycetaceae
Gene: CHK1
Product: serine/threonine protein kinase CHK1
Exons: 1
Coding region: 1-1710 (569 amino acids)
Biological process (GO): protein phosphorylation; mitotic G2 DNA damage checkpoint signaling
Cellular component (GO): cytoplasm; nucleus; site of double-strand break
Molecular function (GO): ATP binding; protein kinase activity
Source: RefSeq, a predicted model, not a curated record